UCGACGUACUUCCUGUUUUCACGAGAGCGUCGUACAGCAAACAUGGCGGCCUCCGGUGGAAGAACCGUGGGAUCUUUUCUCUGGAAAUGCGGCAAUUGCUGCUUCAAUUUUAACACAGUCUCUUCAAAUUUAACCUGCCAGGUGCUGUCCAGACAGCUAUGUGUGAGCGCUGUGCUCCACAGGAAGAACCUGGCUGCAGCGGGCCCAGAGAAGUUCUCGGAGGAGUUCAUCAAGAAGCAGGUGGAGGAGUUCAACAUCGGGAAGAGACAUCUAGCCAACAUGAUGGGAGAGGACCCCGAGACCUUCACUCAGGGGGACAUUGAUAGAAGCAUUGCAUACCUGUUCCCCUCCGGCCUGUUUGACAAAAAAGCCAAACCACUGAUGAAGCAUCCGGAUGAGGUGUUUCCAAAACAGAGAGCUGUCCAAUGGGGCGCAGAUGGACGGCCAUUCCACUUUCUGUUCUACACAGGAAAGCAGUCCUACUACACUCUAAUGCACGACACCUUCACUAAAGCCCUGGCAGUAGAGAAGCACCAGGACCGUCUGAGAGGAAAGGGUCUCUUCACCCAGGAUACCAAGCAGAUUUCUCUGGUGGGUAGUCGGUGGUUGCUGAAAGAAGAGCUGGAGGAGUUGUUGGUGGAGACCAUCUCAGAACACGAUUAUGCACGGUUCAUCCAGCUGAUGGAGAGGUUGCUGUCUCUGCCCUACUGCUCUGUGGAGGAGGACUUUGUCCAGCGCUACCGCAGACAGCUAGAGAUCCAGUCCUCCAAGCAGCAGGUCCAGCCCCUACAGUACGACCAGCACGGAGUGGCUUACAGCACUGGAGAUGGCAGGAGGAAGACCGCUACAGGUACUGUCCUACUGAGAGACAGCAGCUCAGGAUCCAUCAGCAUCAACGGGACAAACUAUGUCCACUACUUCCCUGUCCUGCAAGACCGGGAGCAGUUGAUGUUCCCCCUCCACUUCAUGGGGGUGCUGGGGAGGUUUGACAUGCAGUGCAGUGUGAGUGGCGGGGGCCAUUCCAGCCAGGCGGGGGCGCUACGCCUUGCCAUCUCCCGCGCCAUGCUCAGCUUCCUGUCUGAGGGACAGGUGGAGACCAUGAGACAAGCUGGGCUGCUGACCCCUGACCCCAGAAUUAAGGAGAGGAAGAAGCCGGGCCAGGAGGGAGCGAGGAGGAAGUUCACCUGGAAGAAACGCUGAGGUGAAGGACAGAAUAGAACUGGACACAGGGAAAUCACAGCAACAUCUUCAUCAUUAUCUUCCUCUGAGAUCAGAACUGUUAUUAGUAAGUGGACAAAUUGUUCAUCCAACCCCUGUUGUAGCUUUUUAUAUGUCCCCUAAAGGUGUUUUAGAUCUGGAAAUGGACACCAAGUACAUGACUCAAAUACAUGUACAAAUUCAAAGGGGUUCUGUCCAUGUGAGGGUAGAAUUCCCAACUCCAUAUAGGCUGCAAUGUUUUUUUUUCUGACACCAGAGGGCCAUCUCUGGCAACACACCUGUCCACUGUCUUUGUCUGUAUAUUGAAAAUAAAAUGUUUUUCAAAUACCUUGCUUAUAAUAUGCUGUUUUUAUUCCAUAUAAAAAAUAAAUGGCCAGUAACGUUACAGCUGCACCUUAACCAGGCGCUGUCCACUGUCAUGGGGUGCUGAAAAUCUACGUUAGGGAUUCUGCCUUAGUCGCUGUCCAUGGUGAUGAACCCUGCGGUAGCAGAUUCUGUAUUUCUAUUUCGUGCCUUCAGAACUUUCACCCCUGCGUUAAAUUGGAAAAGGUCACCACAGUUCCAUAAUUUGCCGUCUCAAUUUACACCACAGGAUGGCGAUAAAUGCGCAUAAAAUGCCCUGGUUUAACCAGGGGAGUGAUCAAGAUGCAUGGGCGCUCUGAGCAUGCGGUUGUAGAAUAUGUACAGUGGCUGGUGAAAUUAUUAUUAAAUUCAAUAGAUCUUUAUGUGUAUAUUAAUGAAGUCAAUUGUGUAUGCUUGUAGAUUAUAAAAUAUAAAUGGUUUAGCCAAUAUCUUGUGUUAUCAAAAGGUAGGCUAUAAAACAAUUAUGUAUUUUCACUUUGGACGUAAUCUGUCAUUCUGUUUUAAUAAACAUAUUUGAAA
Messenger RNA from Salvelinus namaycush (lake trout), 2100 nucleotides. It is a transcript of the gene mrps9, whose product is annotated as mitochondrial ribosomal protein S9. Gene Ontology annotation, cellular component: ribosome; mitochondrial small ribosomal subunit. The record is from RefSeq and is a predicted model, not a curated record. The coding region runs from base 43 to 1200 and encodes 385 amino acids. Gene Ontology annotation, molecular function: RNA binding; structural constituent of ribosome. Gene Ontology annotation, biological process: translation. NCBI's taxonomy places the organism in Eukaryota, Metazoa, Chordata, Actinopteri, Salmoniformes, Salmonidae. The transcript has 11 exons.